Messenger RNA from Drosophila erecta, 468 nucleotides. RefSeq lists its product as uncharacterized. Lineage: Eukaryota; Metazoa; Arthropoda; Insecta; Diptera; Drosophilidae. The record is from RefSeq and is a predicted model, not a curated record. Bases 1 to 468 code for a protein of 155 amino acids. The transcript has a single exon.
AUGCUCCCAGAAACUAGACGCAAUGAACGUAUUCAACGUGACGAAGUGGAGCGACUGCUUAGAAACCCAUCAAAUAAACCCGAGCGAAUGCUUUUCUUUCUGGAUACCAGAUAUACCAGUGAGGGAGAACUGAGGAACUCCAGCCGUGUCAUGCCUGACAUUCACAUUGUUUCCGGACCUGCCUUACCAAAUUCGAGAAGUGGACCAUUCCUGCCGCUGAAUCUGUCCAAUGCGAACUCCUGGGCUCACUCUGUAAUGUUGCAAAUACCCAUGGUUCGCCUAGUAUAUCCGCGACGAGUUCGGUACACUUGCAUACAAGUGGGAAGAAACGUGAUUGUUCCGGAGGACAUCAGCGGACUGAUUGUGAUGGCCAUGAUAGUGAACCCCGAAAUAGACACCCUAAUGGGCCUCGACCCCAUCAAAGCCAUGUCCCUCAUCCUGCGUAUUGCCAACUACUUUCUCCACUGA